CAACUUUUUCCCCUUCGAUUAUUUUCGUCUCUCUCAAGUCCCCUGUGUAUUUUUACUCGUAUUCGUUUCGAUCCGAUCUGAGAGACGCAGCCGCAGAAACAAAUGGCGAUGGCGAGGGGAAGCUCUGGCCUCGCGUACCCUGACAGGUUCUACGCCGCUGCCACCUACUCCGGCUUCGAUGGAUCUCCGACCUCUUCUACCAAAGGCGUCAGCUCUAAGUUCGGCAGCGACGCCGCUUUGCUUCUCUACGGUCUCCACCAGCAGGCUACUGUUGGACCCUGUAACAUUCCAAAACCUCGAGGUUGGAGUCCUGUGGAGCAGGGAAAGUGGACAAGCUGGAAUGGCCUUGGGAACAUGUCUACAAUGGAAGCGAUGCGCCUUUUUGUUAAAAUACUAGAGGAAGAAGAUCCUGGAUGGUAUUCCAGAGUGUCCAACUUUAUUGCAGACACUGUGGAAGAUGUUGAAGUAAAUCAAACUAAGGUGGUUGAGCCAGUAACAGAAAAUGGAAAUGCUUUCCAUGAGAUAAAGAGCAUUCCUUCUGAAAAUGGGAGCAUAGUAGAAACUCAGGAUAAAGAUGUGUUGUUGGAGGGUCUUGGUUUUGUUGGUGUUUAUGAUCAGUGGGUUACACCUGAAGUACUUGGUCAACGUCCUAAAGCCAGAUACGAGCAUGGUGCAGCUGUCGUUGAUGAUAAGAUGUACAUAUUUGGUGGAAACCAUAAUGGUCGUUAUUUGAGUGAUCUCCAGGUUUGGGAUUUGAGAACAUGGAAUUGGUCCAAGAUUGAACUUAAAGCUGGUGACGAGUCUAUGGAAUCUUCAUCUCCAGUAUCAAUGCCUCCAUGUGCUGGUCAUUCCUUGGUACCAUGGGGUAAAACUAAACUUCUUGUUGUUGCAGGACACACUAAGGGUUCUUUUGAAUCUAUGCAAGUGAAGAUCGUUGAUUUGCAAACAUGCACUUGGUCAGCUUUAAAGACAUAUGGGAAGCCGCCGGUCUCACGUGGAGGCCAAUCAGUUACCCUUGUUGGAACAAGCUUAGUAAUAUUUGGUGGGCAAGAUGCAAAGAGAUCCCUUUUGAAUGAUUUGCAUAUUCUGGACUUAGAAACCAUGACAUGGGAUGAAAUGGAUACCUUGGGUGGGCCACCUUCUCCAAGAUCUGAUCAUACUGCCGCUGUACAUGCUGAGCGAUAUCUUCUUAUCUUUGGUGGGGGUUCACAUGCCACUUGUUUCAAUGAUUUGCAUGUCCUUGACUUGCAAACUAUGGAAUGGUCAAGGCCUAUUCAACAAGGUGAAAUACCAAGUCCACGGGCUGGCCAUGCUGGUGUAACAGUGGGAGAAAAUUGGUUUAUUGUUGGUGGUGGUGACAAUAAGAGUGGUGUCUCAGAAACUGUUGUCCUCAAUAUGUCUACACUAGUCUGGUCUGUUGUAACCAAAGUUCAAGGCCGUGUUCCUCUUGCUAGUGAGGGAUUGAGUUUGGUCCUGGGCUCCUAUAAUGGUAUAGAUAUACUGAUAUCUUUUGGAGGGUAUAAUGGACGGUACAACAAUGAGGUUAAUGUCCUCAAGCCAAGCCAUAAGUCUUCUAUACAAACAAAGAUAGAGACUUCUGUGCCGGAAAGUGUUUCAGCUGUUCAUAAUGCUACAAAUCCUACAAGAGACUUGGAGUCUGAACUUGAAAUGCAAGAAGGAAAAGUUAGGGAAAUCAUCAUGGACAACGUUGAUUCAGAACCCAAGAGAGCCAUAAGGCAAGAGAAUAGUGAAGAUCUUAUAGGUCUCCUGAAGUUAGAGAAAGAAGAACUUGAAGCAUCCCUUAGUACAGAGAAGAUGCAGUGCCUUCAACUAAAGCAAGAGUUAGCUGAUGCUGAGACGAGGAAUGCAGAUCUGUACAAGGAGCUCCAAUCUGUGCGUGGUCAACUGGCUUCUGAGCAAUCAAGAUGUUUUAAACUUGAGGUUGAUGUAGCCGAGUUACGACAGAAGGUGCAAAGCAUGGAUGCACUGCAGAAAGAGCUGGAGCUUCUGCAGAGACAAAAAGCGGCGGCUUCAGAACAAGCUGCCCUUAAUGCAAAGAGGCAAAGCAACUCCGGUGGCGUUUGGGGCUGGCUUGCUGGAAGCCCUCCAGACCAAAGUGACAUUGACAACUGAAAACACAAACCGAAGUGUUUUAUAGUACCACCACCCUCUUCUUCUUCUUUAUAAAAUAUUUUAAUUUUAUUGUUUUCUUCUACAUCUUAUGCACUUGUUUUCUGGAAAAGGUAAGAUAUGGGAUUAUUUUAUAAGCCAUACUAAAGUUUACUUGGGUGAGCUGAGCUGGAAGGAGAUCAUAUUCAUAGUUGGUGUAAUAUUGGCUUGUUAAUUAUUUAUGAAUUUACCUAAGUAACAUAGUAAAAAAGAAGUAUACACACUAUUCCUUGGUAGUUAUAUUCUUCCCUUUUUUAUUAUUUAUUUAUUUUUGUUCUUGUA
Molecule: messenger RNA, 2451 nt
Organism: Impatiens glandulifera
Lineage: Eukaryota; Viridiplantae; Streptophyta; Magnoliopsida; Ericales; Balsaminaceae
Product: acyl-CoA-binding domain-containing protein 4-like
Exons: 18
Coding region: 103-2133 (676 amino acids)
Biological process (GO): lipid transport
Cellular component (GO): cytosol
Molecular function (GO): protein binding; fatty-acyl-CoA binding
Source: RefSeq, a predicted model, not a curated record